AUAUGCUUCCGAAGUUGACGUCGAUUUUGUAAGAAAAUCUGUUCGAGCAAUUGGACAAUGUGCCAUCAAGAUUAGUGAAUCUUCGGAAAGAUGUGUUAAUGUAUUGUUAGAUUUGAUUAAUACUAAAGUUAAUUACGUAGUUCAGGAAGCAAUUGUCGUUAUCAAGGACAUAUUUCGAAAAUAUCCACAUAAAUAUGAAGGAAUUAUCCCAACAUUAUGUCAAAAUUUGGAUGCAUUAGAUGAACCAGAAGCCAAGGCUUCUCUAAUUUGGAUUAUUGGUGAAUAUGCUGAAAGAAUUGAAAAUGCUGAUGAAUUAAUCGUUACAUUUUUGGAUACAUUCCGUGAUGAAAAUUUUCAGGUUCAAUUACAAUUGGUUACCACAAGCGUCAAGCUUUUCCUCAAAAAACCACAAUCAACACAAACCAUCGUACAACGUGCUCUACAAACCGCUACAAUCGAAUGUGAUAAUCCUGAUAUUCGUGAUCGUGCAUAUAUUUAUUGGAGAUUAUUAUCAACAGAUCCACAGGCUGCCAAGGCUGUUGUUCUGUCAGAUAAACCUCCGAUAUCCGUUCAAAGUAAUACGAUUUCUAGCUCUUUACUUGAAGAAUUGAUUAGUAAUAUUUCGACUCUUGCCAGCGUAUAUCAUAAACCUCCUGAAACGUUCCUAGGGAAAGGUCGCUUUGGCGCUGAUGCUGUUCAACGACGGGCUAUCGAGGAACAAGAAGAGGCUUCCCGAGAGUCACCGAUCCAGGCUCAAACUAAAACAAAUAUUGAGAAUCUAUUGGAUCUAGAUUUUAGUGAUACUAAUACUGUUGUUUCAACUACAAAAUCUCCUCCGACAUCUUCCAAGUCUUUCACGCCAAAUGCCAAUGUGGACGAUUUAUUGGACUUGUUUAAUGACAAUA
Messenger RNA from Dentiscutata heterogama, 905 nucleotides. Lineage: Eukaryota; Fungi; Glomeromycota; Glomeromycetes; Diversisporales; Gigasporaceae. The record is from the annotation of a GenBank genome assembly.